AUGCAGAGGUGUGCUGGUUUCCUGUUUCUGUCUUUAAUCCUUUGUGCUGCUCUGUCUGAAACAUUGGGACUGGCUUUCUCCACAAAAGAAAAAAGGGGCUGGACUUUGAAUAGUGCUGGUUAUCUACUUGGGCCACGUCCUAUUGAUCAGCUUUUACUGAUAAAGGAAAUGUCCAUUGCAAGGGGGAGAGAAGAGGUACCAGGGGCAUAUGCGGUAGAUAACCACAGAUCUUUUAAUGACAAACAUGGUUUCACUGGUAAACGUGAAAUACAGCCUGAUGAGGAUAUUAAAGCAGGGGAUCUUGGAGGACCACUGGCCGAUGAAAACAUUGUGCGCACAGUAAUUGAAUUUUUGACUUACUUGCAUCUUAAAGAGGUGGGAGCCCUUGACAAACUACCUUCACCAGAGGAAACAAACCAGUCUUGA
Egretta garzetta (little egret) is the source of this 426-nucleotide messenger RNA. RefSeq names its product galanin and GMAP prepropeptide (gene GAL). Gene Ontology annotation, molecular function: hormone activity. Gene Ontology annotation, cellular component: extracellular region. The coding region runs from base 1 to 426 and encodes 141 amino acids. The transcript has 6 exons. The record is from RefSeq and is a predicted model, not a curated record. Lineage: Eukaryota; Metazoa; Chordata; Aves; Pelecaniformes; Ardeidae.